AUGAAGUCCAUCACAACUCUUGCUUUACUCGGCGCUCUUGGCUGCGUCAGGGCAGCCAACGACGACACAAUCGGGUUUGGGCCGUACUUUUCCCUUGGGCCUACGGCUUCAUGGAUUCGUUCAGCCAAAACAACACUGGUGUUGCCCAAAGUCCCUACUCCUGCGACCGAUCGUCUUGCUUUGUGGCCGGGCAUGGGCACUAGUGGGAAUGAUUUAAUCCAAGCUCUGGCGGUCUCCUUCUCCGACCCUAAGGCUAACUGCGGUGCUACCGCGGGUCAGUGGUGCGUGUGGGCGAGCACAUUGCAGGAUGGUACUCAGCUUGGAGGGACACAAGUACCAGCAAACGCUGGUGACCAGAUCACAAUGAAUUACGUGUACAACGAUAGCACUAGCAAGUACGACCAGACCGUCUCUAUCAAUGGCAAGCAAGUUUCAACCUUGUCGACCUCUUCCGGCCAGGCACAGGGUUGGGGAACGGCUGUUGAGUGUCAAGCGCAAGCUUGCGACAGCAGCGUCCCGGCGCAUUCGUACACUGAAACUACCAUUACACUGAACGCAGCGGACACCACAUUCGCAAAGACGUUGGCCUUGAACGAGGCAACUUCCACUGGACUCAAGACGUCGGAUAACAAGGUUUUUACAGUCACGACUAUAAACGUUGGAGCCCACACGUUCAAUCUUUAA
This is a messenger RNA of Diaporthe amygdali, 684 nucleotides long. RefSeq lists its product as uncharacterized. Lineage: Eukaryota; Fungi; Ascomycota; Sordariomycetes; Diaporthales; Diaporthaceae. Bases 1 to 684 code for a protein of 227 amino acids. The record is from RefSeq and is a predicted model, not a curated record. The transcript is spliced from 3 exons.